AUGAUGUCGUCAUCGACCCCUGAAUCAAGCGCGUUGAUGCUGCUUGCGCUGCUGAGCAGGUCAUGCGUACUUGUGCGGAGCUUCUCUUCGGAUGCUCCACCAACCGAUUCGUUUCUUGAUGAAAACUGUGGUGAUGAGCUGAGGUUGGCGAAGUCAAUCGCAAUUGAUGAAGAGGAAGAGUGCAGGCUGCUUGAUGCAUCACUCAUCAGGUCGCUCACGCCGUCAGAUGAUACGCUUUCUUCGUGCGAUGCUGACUGUUCCUUGGUUAUAGAUUUUGCUGGCUGCUGUGUGCCUGAUGCAAUGGCCUUAGUUACCGAGCGAGUGAAGAGUUUUGUCAAUUGA
Babesia ovata is the source of this 342-nucleotide messenger RNA. Its product is annotated as cell envelope biogenesis protein, putative. NCBI's taxonomy places the organism in Eukaryota, Apicomplexa, Aconoidasida, Piroplasmida, Babesiidae. The transcript has a single exon. The record is from RefSeq and is a predicted model, not a curated record. The coding region runs from base 1 to 342 and encodes 113 amino acids.